Protopolystoma xenopodis is the source of this 273-nucleotide messenger RNA. Lineage: Eukaryota; Metazoa; Platyhelminthes; Monogenea; Polystomatidea; Polystomatidae. The record is from the annotation of a GenBank genome assembly.
AUGAGGACGGAUGAAACUCGUUGUACUGCAGCAAUUUGGCUUCUGGACGAUAUUCAUGUUGACGCAUUUCACGAGACUUACUCCCUUGUUUCGGAUGAACAUAUGCUGAGCUUUCGUCCAUCAUUCGACGGACAUGAAAAUCGUCUAAAAGCCAACCGGCUGCAGUACAACGAGUUUCAUCCGUCCUCAUCUGAUCAGAUCGACCAACGAAUCUCUUCUUCGAGCACUUUCAUUCGAAAUGAAGGUCCCCCUAACAAUAUAGCCAAGGAUUAA